AUGGCGUCUUCAAUCGCGACUUCCUCCCUGAGAGUACUCCCUCGCAGCAUCCUGCCUCGUUCGACAACCGUUGUUCGUCCUAUUGUAUCGUCCUUGUACCAGCAGAGGACUGCGUUCACCACCAGUGCACCCAAGAUGGCAGCCAAAAUCACAGGAAUCCAGAGUGGCCCCGUGCUCUCUGAGCUCACACAAGACCUCGUCCCUAAGCUGCCCUCCCACUCGCCAAUGCUCUUCGCCCAGAAGAAAGCAAAGAAAUUGAGCUUCGAAGAGAUCGCCAAAGCUCUCGGACGAGACGAAGUCGCCGUUGCAGCGCUCUUCUACGGGCAAGCCACCGCGAGCGAAGAGGAUGUAAAGAACUUGAGCAAGCUGCUCGAUAUCCCCGAAGCCAACCUCUUCGCGACCGAGAUGACGGCUGCUCCUGAUCGAGGACAUAUGAUCGAGAUGCCGCCGAAAGAACCGUUAAUCUACCGUCUUUUUGAGAUUGUGCAGAACUACGGGUAUGCAUAUAAGGCGGUCUUGAACGAGAAGUUUGGCGAUGGGAUCAUGAGUGCGAUUUCGUUCUCUACGCAUGUGGAUAAGGAGGUCGAUGACAAGGGCGAAUGGGUGAAGAUUACCCUUCGAGGGAAGUGGUUGCCGUACUCGCGGUUUUAG
This is a messenger RNA of Saxophila tyrrhenica, 651 nucleotides long. It is a transcript of the gene cyn1, whose product is annotated as Cyanate hydratase. Gene Ontology annotation, molecular function: DNA binding; cyanate hydratase activity. Bases 1 to 651 code for a protein of 216 amino acids. The transcript has 3 exons. NCBI's taxonomy places the organism in Eukaryota, Fungi, Ascomycota, Dothideomycetes, Mycosphaerellales, Extremaceae. The record is from RefSeq and is a predicted model, not a curated record.